Molecule: messenger RNA, 1640 nt
Organism: Mya arenaria
Lineage: Eukaryota; Metazoa; Mollusca; Bivalvia; Myida; Myidae
Exons: 4
Coding region: 602-1213 (203 amino acids)
Source: RefSeq, a predicted model, not a curated record
UAUAGUUAUUGUAAGAUAUAUUGUGUUGAAAAUAAUAUUUACAUAAUGGAGACAAUUUAACAAGAAGCAUGACUUUGAACAAGAUCCUGCUCAAAGGCAAAUGGACUCUAGUCUAACAUACAACGUCUCAAAUAUAUCUAGAUAUCGCUAGCAAUAUUUGAUUGUUUUACCGCCUACGCGCAGUCAGUGAAAACUUGGGAUUUGCCCAAACAUUUCAUAAUACACGUGCGCGCAAUAUUAAACGGCGUUAGAAAUCAAUGAUCUAUAAAGGUAGUUCAUCAUAUCAGCUAUUGAAUUAACUUUAAACUCUGAACACCCAGAUACAUACAGCGCUUCAGAAUAAAACUACGCAGUUAUACUGUAUUUGCAUGUAUUUUAAUAUAUUGAUAAACGAUGGGAUCCCAGAGGUAAAAAUUUGGUUAGUAAUUGAUCAAGGACGUAAGCAAUACCACCAUGUUACAUUUGCAUAUUUAUUUUCGUUUACUCCGCUCAAAUGCGUAGUGUUGAUUAUUGGAUGUGUUUCACAUUAAAAUUAAAAUGAAGUUUCUCUAUAGGUGUGUAUUUAAGGUUAUAGAUUGGUAAGCAUUUCAAGUUCAUAACCAUGAACACAUGUCUUCCCCUCUCUACGGUUUCGAUAUGGAUAAACGUUUUAAGUGUUACACAUUUGACAUUGGGAUUUCCCAAAUUCUAUUACCCGUGCUAUUCAGACGUGUGCACAUUUCCGGACGAGUUCUGUGAUUCAGAAGAGCGGCGGUGCUCCCCGUGUUCUCGUGCGGUGUGUACCCUUCGUACGGCAAUACCACUGGCAUGCAAUUUCACAUGUACAGGGUGGGGUGACGACAACACGAAUACAGAAAUUGAUCUGGACAAUCAAGACAGCAAAAUAUGGAAAAUACUGACGGCCAUAUUAGGACUUGUAGUUGUGUGUUUAAUGAUCAUCUUAUGUGUGUGCGCCUGCCGUCGAAAUAAGCGACGUGACAGUAAACUUGGUUUGGACUCUGUUGAGAUAUCGGAGAAUAAUACCACGAACGAAUAUGAAGGUGUAAAUCAGGACGAAACUCCCGAAGAUCGGCACGACAACAGCAAGGGAAAUGAAUCAGGGGAAUAUUGUCACCAGAAACUCAAAGGUAUCCCACCGACUGACGGAGAUGCCAAGGCUGAUCGAACACUUCUUGGUCUCAAGACGUUGAAACAUGACGGAGUUACUGAUUAAGAGUCGAUUUGAAUGUGUUCGAUAGAUUAGUAGUAGUUUUAGAAUCUGAGUGCGUAUUUAGCUAUAGAUUUUCUGGAACGUCCAUGUCUCCUAUAUGACAGAACUCAGAAUUAUUACAAUUAGUGUGCACACACAAUUUAUCCCUAAAAUGCGGAUGAAAAGGGGGCCUUGCCCGGGUGCGACUUACACACACAUAUAAUGAUAAUGCACAUAAAAGCUGUUCCCUGUAUACAAAAAGGUUACUUUUCAUACCCUUUUUCCUGUUCGUCCAUAAACAAGUCGAUACAAUUGUUAUGCAAAACAUUUUUUUUUAAUUUAUAAUCAUGUUUAACAAAUUUGACUUUUAAAGGGAUAUGAUUAAGGUAAAUAUUUUAAAAAUACAAACCUUUAUGAAUGUUUGUUUUAAUAAAAAGCUACGUUUAACUCU